This is a messenger RNA of Sciurus carolinensis (gray squirrel), 2571 nucleotides long. RefSeq names its product COP9 signalosome subunit 2 (gene Cops2). Lineage: Eukaryota; Metazoa; Chordata; Mammalia; Rodentia; Sciuridae. Gene Ontology annotation, cellular component: COP9 signalosome. Gene Ontology annotation, biological process: protein deneddylation. The coding region runs from base 75 to 1427 and encodes 450 amino acids. Gene Ontology annotation, molecular function: protein binding. The transcript has 13 exons. The record is from RefSeq and is a predicted model, not a curated record.
GCCUCUGAGCCGCGGAGGAUUGUGGGAAGAGGUUGUCUCCAAUUUCUCCUCCCCUCCCCCCCCUCCCGGCCAAGAUGUCUGACAUGGAGGAUGAUUUCAUGUGCGAUGAUGAGGAAGACUACGACCUGGAAUACUCUGAAGAUAGUAACUCUGAGCCAAAUGUGGAUUUGGAAAAUCAGUACUAUAAUUCCAAAGCGUUAAAAGAAGAUGAUCCAAAAGCAGCAUUAAGCAGCUUUCAAAAGGUUUUGGAACUUGAAGGUGAAAAAGGAGAAUGGGGAUUUAAAGCACUGAAACAAAUGAUUAAGAUUAACUUCAAGUUGACAAACUUUCCAGAAAUGAUGAAUAGAUAUAAACAACUAUUGACCUAUAUUCGGAGUGCAGUCACAAGAAAUUAUUCUGAAAAAUCCAUUAAUUCUAUACUUGAUUAUAUCUCCACUUCUAAACAGAAUUCUGAUUUUUUAUGUCAGAUGGAUUUACUGCAGGAAUUCUAUGAAACAACACUGGAAGCUUUGAAAGAUGCUAAGAAUGAUAGACUGUGGUUUAAAACAAACACAAAGCUUGGAAAAUUAUAUUUAGAACGAGAGGAAUAUGGAAAACUUCAAAAGAUUUUACGCCAGUUACAUCAGUCAUGCCAGACUGAUGAUGGAGAAGAUGACCUGAAAAAAGGUACACAGUUAUUAGAAAUUUAUGCUUUGGAAAUUCAAAUGUACACAGCACAGAAAAAUAACAAAAAACUUAAAGCACUCUAUGAACAGUCCCUUCACAUCAAGUCUGCCAUCCCUCAUCCACUGAUCAUGGGAGUUAUCAGAGAAUGUGGUGGUAAAAUGCACUUGAGAGAAGGUGAAUUUGAAAAGGCACACACUGAUUUUUUCGAAGCCUUCAAGAAUUAUGAUGAAUCAGGAAGUCCCAGACGAACCACUUGCUUAAAAUAUUUGGUCUUAGCAAACAUGCUAAUGAAAUCGGGUAUAAAUCCAUUUGACUCACAGGAGGCCAAGCCGUACAAAAAUGAUCCAGAAAUUCUAGCAAUGACGAAUUUAGUAAGUGCCUAUCAGAAUAAUGACAUCACUGAAUUUGAAAAGAUUCUGAAAACAAAUCACAGCAACAUCAUGGAUGAUCCUUUCAUAAGAGAACACAUUGAAGAGCUUUUACGAAACAUCAGAACACAAGUGCUCAUAAAAUUAAUUAAGCCUUACACAAGAAUACAUAUUCCUUUUAUUUCUAAGGAGUUAAACAUAGAUGUAGCUGAUGUGGAAAGCUUGCUGGUGCAGUGCAUAUUGGAUAACACUAUUCAUGGCCGAAUUGAUCAAGUCAACCAACUCCUUGAACUGGAUCAUCAGAAGAGGGGUGGAGCACGAUAUACUGCACUAGAUAAAUGGACCAACCAACUAAAUUCUCUCAACCAGGCUGUAGUCAGUAAACUGGCUUAACAGAGAACAUGCUUUUACAGACAUACUUAAGGCAACAGUGCAGAGAUGUAAUCCUUAAAAGAACUGGGAAUGGCAAAACUACUGUCGGUUGAUGUGUCCUGAAAAUUAUUGGAGUUAUGGCAGAAGUGCUUUUUUGAUCAACUGGUUUGUGUUUUGCUGCUGCAUUUAUCCCAAGAAAAACAGCUUUAAUCUCCAGAAGAAAACCAAAAUACCAUGGGAUUUAUGCUGUAUUGACAUCUUGCCCUAAACAUACAACAUCAUAGUAAUUUGUCAUGGGCAACAUGACCAGAGAGAAGAUUUUUGUCAUGAUUUUAAAUACACUGACACGCUACUGUUGGUUAAAUUUAAACAUGUUUUACCUGCAGAAAUUCUCUCACAAAUAACCUGCAAUAACUUGAAAUGCAUACCCUUUUGAACACUUCCUUUUCUCAUGUAUAAAUGAAAAUGUUUGCUGCAUUUUGCAAAAUGUCAAUUCUCCAAAAAUGUGUCCGUAUAUUUCUGUACCUGCAGUGUAGUAAAGGUUUAGAUGAAACCCCAUAAUUAUAGUGGCAUACUGUCACUUAGGUUUCAAGCAGCAAAAUAAACAGUGCAGCUCAGAAAUUGUAGUUUGGUUCUUGAUGUGUUUUUAUUACAUUUGGGGUUGUUGUUUUAUUUUUUAGAGAUUUCAAAUUAUUUUAUCUUCAGUUAAUGAUUUAAAAACCUGGAGGCAAAUAAGUUGGUUAUUUGCUUUCAAGUUUUUAAAAGUGGUCUUAUUGGUAAAGUAAGGAGAACUACUUUCUAACAAAACACUUGCAUAGUAUUUACUUUGAUAGUGAUGCUUUAAAGGAAUACAAUUCUUUUUUCUUUUUUUUUAAGAAUGAUAUUCCUUUUUAAAAGAGUAAAUUUUAAUUCUCAGAAUGUCACUUUAAACAAAUAUGCCAGAACAUAGACAGCUAAAUGAAUGUUACCCUGCUUAGUGAUCAUGCUGGAAGGUUAUUUUCUAAUGCCAGCAAUCUACCAUUGCCCAAAACCUCAUGGGUGUGCUCUUUUAGAAUUGCAUUCAAAGUUAAUUUAAGUCAUACAUUGUUAACUUUAUGAUUAUACAUUGUUUAAAAAAAAAACAAAAAACAAAAAAAACAACUAUUUCCAAGCCUGAUUGUUUUUA